AGUGCAUGUCUCUAUAUGAUACAGAAUUAUCCAACGAUGGCCCUCUACGCUCCUCCGCCACCAUCUUACCAAGAUCAUGCAGCUGGACCCGUCCAACACCAUGGAUUCAACCCUUACAGUGACAACGGUGGCUCCAUCCUUGCUAUUGCCGGCAAGGACUUUAGCAUCAUAGCAGGAGACACCAGACAGUCAGAAGGAUACAGCAUUCAAACCCGAUAUGCUCGAAAAGUUUGGCAAUUAACCGAUAAAGUGGUCUUGGCUACCAACGGUUUCGCGGCGGACGGAAACAAUUUCGUUAAGAGGGUAAAGCAAAGAUUAGAAUGGUAUGAGCACGCCCAUAACAAAGCUAUGGGCCUCAAAUCUAUCGCUAGGAUGAUCCAAACCAUGCUUUACGGAAAACGAUUCUUCCCUUACUAUGUAUACAACAUUUUGGGUGGUAUCGAAGAAGACGGAUCCGGAGCUGUCUACUCAUUUGACCCUGUUGGCUCUUACGAGCGAGAAGCUUGUCGUGCUGCGGGUGCCGCUCAAUCACUCAUCCAACCCUUCCUUGACAACCAAGUUUAUUUCAAGAACCAACAACCCGAACCUGGAGCUGCUCCCUUCGUCCCCGGUAAUCUUCCCCUCUCCACCGUUCUUUCUCUUGUCGUCGACUCCUUCACUUCCGCGACUGAAAGACAUAUUGAAGUCGGUGAUGGCAUGGAGAUCUAUGUUGUUAUGGCCAAGGGAAGGUCAACAGACGAUUUGCUUGGGGAAGGUAACUUGGUGCCCGGCAUGGAGGUUGAGGAGUUGCCUUCUCUUGGAGAAAGUGGUAGUGAGAGAGCGUUUUUGGUGAGGAUGCCCUUGAAGAGGGAUUAGAUGUUGUACAUUACAGACAAUUCGGAUGAACGAUAUCGUGAGAAUACCGAAAGGUCGAUGAUAGCGGUUAAGGCAAGUGUAUCGCCCUUAAAAUACUCACGAUAUCACCCAUAGGUAGAACCGAUGGCAGUUAUACGUUCUACUCUUGAAGCAAUGGGGAUGGUGAGUGAGAAGAUGAGCACUGGUUAAAUAUCAGUGUUUCGGCCUUCGACCCACGUCCGUUAGCAACAGAGUAUCAUUAGGCGCACCUAUACCGCCGCAUCUAUACCGCCGCAGCACAAUAUACUGAAUCGUAGCCUGGAGUUCAGAAAGGAACUCGUGUCUGCCCAUGGAUUGGUCGUAAAUUUCUACUGACAGGACGUAUGUAGGCCAUCGGAGAUGGUCAUUGCAGAUUUGUAAUGGGGAUGAAAAGAAGUAUGCCAUUCAGGGUGAUCAUAUGAGUCAAGGAUUCUUUAUCGAUAAGUAGGAAGACGGAAGAUGAUUAACAACAAACCUCUCGCUGUUUCUUCCGACUGCCCGAAGAAGGCAAGACAAGCAACAUAUUUUCUAUCUUGCACACGGAAAUUAUGAAGGAAGGAAGGAAGUUUUGGUACUAACGGUCUGAAUGAUGCACGUUAUCGUGCGUGAGGAGAAAGAACUUUGUUGAAUGUCCAUGACGAGGUUGUAAAGGAAAGAAAACACACAUGGUAUUAUCAUCUGUCUGGCUUUACUUUGACACCACGUGCAUGUCAUGCAUUUGCACAGUGACGAAUUUCAAAAAGAUACCAAGCUCAUCCAUGCGCACUGCUGAGCUGUAAUAGAUUGCUUCCGUCUUCCACACCUCCUCUGCUCGAGCUCUAUCCCCAUUCUCAUUUUUCGCUCUAAAUUAGAGUGAAGCAGCGACGAUGUCUCGAUUCUUUAUCUUGAUAUCGGCAAUCAGCAAUCAGCAGCAGCUUAUCACUGGUCACGGCGCACAUGCGCAAAGGCCGAACUUCAAAAGAUCCCGUAUCACCGCUCAAUGUUCAAUUAACGAACAUUUCAGAGUUUUAGACAGGUAAUUUAGUGCAGGGAAGAAAGUAGGUCAAAUAACCAUUCACAAAAGGGCACCACAAGAUGCAGGAUGGUUACAGUCUAGUAGCGGUGCAUUGGAAACUUAGAAUUCAAAACGCUUGGUUAAUAAGUGUUGACUAGACGACUUAUGGUGGGAUGCUAAUAUAAUGCUAGAAAAGAAGGCAUGCAUGCUGCCUGUGGCCG
Cryptococcus deneoformans JEC21 is the source of this 2088-nucleotide messenger RNA. RefSeq lists its product as hypothetical. Gene Ontology annotation, cellular component: proteasome core complex. The record is from RefSeq and is a predicted model, not a curated record. The coding region runs from base 16 to 855 and encodes 279 amino acids. NCBI's taxonomy places the organism in Eukaryota, Fungi, Basidiomycota, Tremellomycetes, Tremellales, Cryptococcaceae. The transcript has 5 exons.